CUGUGCGCUUAAAUGAAAGCCGAAGGAAAAGAAUUACGUUAAAAGAAGCCUGAACUCCACGUUCAAAGUCUCAUUGUCUCUCCGACCUUCGUCUAAAGAAUAACGUUACAAAGUAGGAGCAAAAAGUAAAGAAAAAAAAUAUAUCAAAAAAAACAAUAGACUGUGGAAAAGCAUGUUUCAGUUAUUCCGAGCGAAAGAUAACGGCAAAUCUUCGUCGGAAACUCCAUCUCCGCCUCUAAAGUCUCCUGAAUUUAACACUCCUACUUCUACACCGUCGUCUUCUUCCGCGCCGCCUAUGACAGGACCUGCUCGGCCAAUUAGGUUUGUGUACUGUGACGAAAAAGGAAAGUUUAGACUAGAUCCAGAAGCCCUUGCUACCCUUCAACUUGUCAAAGAUCCUAUUGGUGUUGUCUCUGUUUGUGGUCGUGCACGUCAGGGCAAAAGUUUUAUUCUCAAUCAGCUUCUAGGCAGGAGUAGUGGAUUUCAAGUUGCAGCUACGCAUAAGCCCUGCACUAAAGGGCUUUGGUUAUGGAGUGUUCCAUUGAAAAGAACUGCUUUAGAUGGAACUGAAUAUAGCCUUAUUCUUCUGGACAGUGAGGGGAUUGAUGCCUAUGAUCAGACGGGAACAUACAGCACCCAGAUCUUUUCCUUGGCUGUCUUGUUGUCAAGCAUGUUCAUCUAUAACCAGAUGGGUGGAAUUGACGAGGCUGCUCUUGAUCGUCUCUCUCUUGUAACGGAAAUGACAAAACAUAUUCGAGUGAGAGCUUCUGGGGGCAAGACUUCAGCAUCUGAGCUUGGACAGUUUGCACCAAUCUUUGUUUGGCUUUUGAGGGACUUCUAUUUGGACUUGACUGAAGAUAACAGGAAAAUAACUCCACGAGAUUAUCUGGAGCUUGCUUUGAGACCCGUCCAAGGAGGUGGCAAAGAUGUUUCUGCUAAGAAUGAGAUUCGGGAGUCAAUUCGAGCUCUUUUUCCAGAUAGAGAGUGCUUCACCCUUGUGCGGCCACUAAACAAUGAAAGUCAACUUCAGCGUCUGGAUCAAAUCUCUCUGGAAAAAUUGAGGCCAGAAUUCCGAUCUGGUUUAGAUGCAUUGACAAGGUUCGUAUUUGAGAGAACUAGGCCAAAGCAAGUUGGAGCAACUGUAAUGAAUGGACCUAUGCUUGCUGGUCUUACACUGUCGUUUUUGGAUGCCUUAAAUCAUGGGGCAGUCCCUACUAUCACGUCUUCUUGGCAGAGUGUUGAAGAAUCAGAGUGUAGAAGAGCAUUUGAUUCAGCAACUGAAGAAUACAUGUCCUCAUUUGACCGUUCUAAGCCACCAGAGGAAGCAGUACUUAGAGAAGCACAUGAAGUGGCUGUACAGAAGGCCUUGGGCAUCUUUAAUGCUUGUGCAGUAGGUGCUGGUUCAGUUAGGCAGAAAUAUGAGAAACUACUCCAGGCCUUUUUCAGGAAGGCUUUUGAGGAUUAUAAGAGAAACGCCUUUAUGGAAGCAGAUAUGCAGUGCUCAAAUGCUAUUCAGAACAUGGAAAGGAGAUUGCGAACUGCGUGUCAUUCUGUUGACGCAAAACUGGAGCAAGUACUUAAGAUCCUUGAUGAUCUUUGUUCUGAUUAUGAAAAAUCAACUUAUGGUCCUGGAAAAUGGCAUAAAUUGGCAAAUUUCCUACAGCAAAGUUUGGAAGGUCCAAUUGCUGAUCUUGUCAGAAAGCAAAUAGAUCAAGUGUCGUCUGAGAAGAGUUCUUUAAGUUUAAAGUGUCGCUCCAUGGAAGAUAAGAUGAAUUUGCUCAAUAAACAGUUGGAAGCCAAUGAGAAAUCGAAAGCUGAUUAUUUAAAGCGUUAUGAAGACGUUUUAAAUGAAAAGAAAAAGGUUGCUGAUGAGUAUAUGAGCCAUAUAACCUCUUUGCAGAGCAAAUGUAGUUCCUUGGAGGAAAGAUCUUCUAGCCUUCUGAAAUCUCUGGAGUCCGUGAAGUACGAAUCCUCUGAAUGGAAAAGAAAAUAUGAGCAUGUUUUAUCAAAACAUAAAGAUGAAGAAGAGCAAGCAAGUGCUGAACGAGCUGCUCUUAAGUCCAGAAGUAGUGCUGCAGAAGCGAGACUGGCAGCUGCUCGUGAACAAGUUCAAUCUGCUCAAGAGGAAACUGAGGAGUGGAAACGUAAAUAUGAUAUUGCCGUUCGAGAAGCCAAAGCAGCGCUUGAGAAAGCAGCCGUGGUGCAGGAGCGUGCGGAUAAGACUAGGCAAUCCCGGGAAGAUAGUCUGCGAAAUGAAUUUGCUAGUAGUCUGGCAAAGAAGGAAGAAGAAAUCAAGGAGCAAGCAGCAAAAAUUGAGAAUGCAGAACAGCGAUUGGCAACUUUGAGUUUUGAGUUGAAGGCAGCUGAUUCCAAGAUUAGUAGCUAUGAGUUAAAAAUAUCAGGCUUUAGAAGUGACAUAAAGGCGUUGAAUGAGAAGUUAGAUGCUGCAAAUGCCGCGGCUCAAUCUUAUGAGAGGGAAGCUAAAAUACUCGAACAGCAAAAGAUACAUCUGGAGCAGAAAUAUCGAUCUGAGUUCUUGAGGUUUGAUGAGGUACAAGACAGAUGUAAAGCUGCUGAAAAAGAAUCAAAGAGAGCCACUGAGGUGGCUGAUGGAGCUCGUUUGGAUGCAGCAGCUGCUCAGAAGGAAAAGAGUGAAAUUCAGCGGUUAGCUAUGGAAAGAUUAGCCCAUAUUGAGCGUGCUGAGAGGCAGAUUGACCUCUUGCAGAGAGAGAAAAUUGAUCUGGCCAAUGAAUUAGAAACCCUUCGUGCAUCUGAGUCAGAUGCCAAUGCUAAAGUGAGGCUGCUGGAGGCUCAAGUAGAAGAAAGGCAAAAAGAAAUUGAAUCACUCAUGAAGUCUAACAAUGAGCAGAGAGCUAACACUGUUCAAGUACUUGAGAGUCUCCUUGAAACUGAACGAGCUGCAAGGGGAGAAGCAAAUAGCAGGGCAGAGGCGCUUUCUCAUCAGCUUCAGGCUACCCAAGCAAAACUUGACAUAAUCCAGCAGGAGCUGACAUCUGUACGCUUGAAUGAGUCUGCCCUUGACGCCAAGUUAAAGACUGCCUCGCAUGGAAAACGUACCAGGGUAGAUGAGCGUGAUGCUAUGAACUCUGUCGAAGAUAUGGAUACUGAUAAAGCUAGGGCUAGCAAAAGAAGAAAGAAUACAGUCAGCCCAAUACUGCAAGCAGCCUCAGCAGGUGAUGAUGAUUCGAUUUUCACUGGUGGUGAUGAUGAAAGCAGUCAGCAAGUUGACACAGAUGACUAUAGAAAGUUUACCAUCCAAAGGCUGAAGCAAGAGCUCACGGAACACAAUUUUGGUGAUGAGGUUUUUAAGCUCAGGGCCCCUGCCAAGAAGAAGGAUUUUAUUGCUUUGUAUGAAAAAUGCAUCCUGAACAAGUUCUGAUGAACCGAUUGAUAUGGUCAGUAGCUCUACCUCUGCAGUGGAGAUUCUUGCAGUUUUUGUUUUGCUAGUCAUAAAGGUUAGUAAUUUUCUGACUACGAGGGCUUUGUGUUUUUGUACAUUGCUUCUUCAGGUGAAUAUAUAAGAACUUUGCUUAUCUGCAGUUUCAUUUUGGUCAUGUUUGGCAAGCGACAGGAAGAUGUUUGUUUAUUUAACGAGAAUGGUGAAAUUAACAGUAUUUCGUCUAUAUUCUGUAACUACUGUAGGUCUAACGUUAAGAUAUUGUUGUCCUAGAAACAGUUAGUUGCUCUGGAAUAUUGAGUUCAUUCCUUUUUUAUUUAUUGUAGGUCUAAUAGGUUUGUGGGGAUUUUUUCUCACCUAGUAGAGUUCCAAGUUUGUAUUCCUUGAUGAAUUAUUUUAGUGAAUAUGCUGUAAUUGUGCUGUCUACUUGAUCAACUUUGUUGCAGUGGAGUUUCUUUCUUAUAUUGGGAAGGAAUUAGUGUUAAGCUCGUAGGAGUAAUCGAUAAACAAAUGUUGACUCGUUGAGCUCAAGACCCUUGCCCUUUUGAUUUUCCAACAUUGACAUGAUUCUUAUUAUUAAUGCAAAUUCAGAGGGACAAAUGAUUUGUAAGCUCCAAAGAUUUUUGUAUCUGAGCACAAAGUAGGUGAGUGUCUUUGCAAAGUGUAGGUUUUAUUGGGUCAUUGGGUGUACAUUAAUGGGUUAGCAAUCCUUAUCCUAUACUUGGACCUCUUUGAUAAGUGAAAGUGAUCAAUUUACUAAAUACAUCUCUUUUAUUAUGGAAAUGGAUCGAGCUGUAUACCUAGUUUAUCACAUGCUUUUGAUAUUCUAGUCAGUACUACUGGAUGUAGAUUUAGAGUAAUUGUUCAUUUCUUUAUUAAUUUGGCUACAACUCAUUAGAUAAAACUAGGUAUGAUAUUGCUAAGGG
Amaranthus tricolor (Joseph's coat) is the source of this 4344-nucleotide messenger RNA. RefSeq lists its product as uncharacterized. Gene Ontology annotation, molecular function: GTPase activity; GTP binding. The transcript has 14 exons. The coding region runs from base 173 to 3400 and encodes 1075 amino acids. The record is from RefSeq and is a predicted model, not a curated record. Lineage: Eukaryota; Viridiplantae; Streptophyta; Magnoliopsida; Caryophyllales; Amaranthaceae.